AUGGACGAUAGCACGCAAAGUGGCUCAGCAGCGGUGGCGGCGGCGGCAGCAGCAGCAGCUGUGCUUGUGCAAAGAUGGGCUGUAGUUGGCAACAGACAGGCUGCGGGUAGGGGCCGACGUCGAUCGAAUUACCGAAAACAACUCACCCUGAAGGGGGGCUGUGCAUUGGGCCUGGCUGGCUGGCUGGCUGGCACGCCUGCUGUCAUGUUGCUCUCCUCGUUGCCUGCCCCCGUCCAACCCCCGAAGGCUACUAUCGAAGUUCUAUCUAAAGCUCAUAAAGGUGUUUUGCAGGAUUAUGCCAAAAAUAGCCUUUCCUUCACCCAAGCGUUUCUCUUUACAUCCGUUAUGGCUCUCUACAAAAAUGCACAUGGGCUCAUUCUCCUUUCCCUCUCCCUUCUCUCUACCACAUUCCAACUACCUCCUUUACACUUUCUCCAUCUCCUUCUUCUUCCACCAGUCCAGUCCAGACCAGUACAAUGCAAUGAGCUGCCCAAAGGAGCUGAAGCAGUUGUCACUGGCGCACUGGAGCACUCACAAGGGCUCAAUCCUCCCCAGGAGGAGGUCUCUGUUUCUGACAAAAAUCGACGCGAAGUGUUAUAG
This is a messenger RNA of Mesocestoides corti, 600 nucleotides long. Lineage: Eukaryota; Metazoa; Platyhelminthes; Cestoda; Cyclophyllidea; Mesocestoididae. The record is from the annotation of a GenBank genome assembly.